CAGUCGCUCUAUUCUCACAAGGCGUUUGCUAUCUGACCGACGAGCGAUUACUUCCUUUACUCUCCUGCUCGUCAUUCUAUAAAUACAUAUACAGAUUUCUUUUUCCGUGUGUGCCCAUGUAGGUCUGGAUAAAAGUUUUUUCUCCCCCCCUUCUCCAUUUUUUUGCGUUGAAUUUGUCUUGAGUGCAUCGAGAUCCUGGGUUUGAAUUCUCGUGGUAGAUACAUAUUAUAUUUAAGAGAGAAUUAGUUUUUGUUUCUCUCUCUCCUGUGCGUCUGAAGACAAGUUGUGGAGUUUCAAGCAACUCUCUCUCUCUCUCUCUUCCCCUCCUCCCUCUCAAUUCCAAUACCACCUUCGCAAGCGAGCAGCAGCUGUUUGACCGCUCUGCUUCUUGUCUGUCUUUCUGCGUCUUGUGAGCGAGGAAGGUCUACGCCGAGACAACUUGGCCAGGCGAGAAUCUGAAGCUUGUUCGCCCGUGGGCAGAAAGGGAGAGAGGGCAACGGGAGGCGGACAGACCCAGAGAAGCAAGACAGCGAAAAGAGACAGAAGUUCAUACUUCAUUCGUAAACGGUGGAUGUUACAGUGAGAACAGUGGAUUGACGGCGAGAGAUCUGUUCGAUCUUUUUUUCCUUUUUUUUGUAAUUGACGAAAGUUGAGGUGAUUUCCCCCUCUCUCUCUUCGCCUGAUUCCUGUUGGGAUACAAUAUCUAAUCCAGCAACCAUGAACUCGCUUCUAAGUUUGCUGAACUGUUUCCUAGUCACCCUGCUAUACUUUGAUACUGCAAAGAUGGCGCACAUCCCGAACGAGAGACCACGGAGAAGUGAAGUGAUCAAAUUCAUGGAGGUGUGGAACAGGAGCCAUUGUCAACCCAUGGAGAUACUAGUUGACAUUUUGCAGGAGUAUCCUGAGGAAGUGGAGCACAUCUUCAAACCCUCUUGUGUGCUUCUAAGGAGAUGUGCAGGGUGCUGCAGCGAUGAAGGGCUAGAGUGUGUGCCCACGGAAGUGAAUGAAGUGACGAUGGAGGUAAUGAAAAUCAAGCCCCACUAUGGGAACCAUUUAAGUCAGAUGCACUUUGUAGAGCACAGUAAAUGUGUUUGCAGUCCAAAGAAAGAUAGACGCGAUGCAGCAAAAAGCAAGCCGAAGAGAGGGAAAGGAAAGGGUCAGAGACGGAGGAGAAAGAAAAUCAGAGCGAGACAAAGCAGGCCUCACUGUGAGCCUUGCUCAGAGAAGAGAAAGCACUUGUUUAUUCAGGAUCCACAGAGCUGUAAAUGUUCGUGUAAAUUCACACAUUUACGUUGCAAGUCAAAGAGGCUUGAGUUAAAUGAACACAGUUGCAGGUGUGAAAAACCCAGGAGAUGAGGGCGGAGGCAUGGAAACGAGAUAUAUUUUCGGUUGGUUUUCUAAUCAUUGCUUAUUUUGAAAACAAACGUGUCUUUUUUUUGAGAAAGAAGACAAAGACAUGAAGGAUAGAAUGAGCACAGCACUUUGAAUUCAAUAAAAAAAGAUUUCCAGAGGCAAAUUUAUAAAAAAAAUACAAAAAGAGUCAUUCCUGGGAAGAAGGCCUUCAAUGAUUCGUGGUGAUAUAUAAUUCUAAAGAGGCCGAUUAUUAUACAAACACAUGCUGCUAGAAUUACUUGGAAAACUGUUGAUGAAGAGACGAAUCCCAGAUCUUCUGAUUCUAUUCAUUGGGUCAUUCUUUUUAAAACAUAUAUACAACUCAAGCUUGCGAAAGACUUCGUCUAAUGUUUGAAGAUUUAAAUAUAUCUUAUAUAAAUGUAUGGACGCUUAGAAGCUUCAAGUCAAAGACCCGCCAUUUUCCAGGGAAUGAUGAACAAGGAAAAAGAUGUUUUAAUUGGAAGGGUCGGACUUCAGGGGGUGGUGAGCGUGAAAGUAAAAACACGUGCCUCACGACUCUACUUUUCAAAACAGAAUUGGAGACUUCACUAACCCGCCUCCCCCCACAAUCGGACUAACAGCACCCACGCAACCAAAUGUGGUGGAGACUGGAAGCCUAACUGUCGAAGAGGACCCAGCUGGGAGUCCCAAAGGACUUGAUUCUCCAAGACCCUCUCUGUUGACAGAAGCAUAUUCCAAUCCUGUACACUCCCACCGCCCUGCCCAACCCGCGCCCAACAUCAACCCCCCGACCCCUCAAACUUUCUGCCCGACAACAGCCUGAAUCAUGUCACUAAGAAACCUUUGUGAAAAUUUGGGUCGCUACCACUGAAACGUUCAAAAUGGGACAUCUGGGUCACAACGAGGCAACAGACGGGGGAAAUGAGAAAGGACUGCAGAGGUACAUAGUCCGACGAAAGAGCGAAACCAAAGGGCUGGGAAUAUUCUGCAGAGAGGCUGGAAAUGGUUUUUGCUGCUGGCCUGGCCGUACCUUUUCUAAGGCCGUGCACGUGCGUGAGUGUGUGUGUGUGUGUGUGUGUGUGUGUGUGUGUGUGUACACGUGUGUGUGUGUGUGUGUGUGUGUGUGUGGAGUUGGUAACUUUAAGCCAAUUUGCUGUUUUGUUUUUGUCUUCUAGAUUAUAAACUCCCCACACCCCCUUCCCAUCUCAAUUGCAAAAGGAAGAACCCCCAACCCCAACAUAAAGGUUGGCAAAUUGUUUAAGAUUUCUCCCAAAUUCACCUGUGACUCCCUGGCCUUUCCUACAGAUUCAGUUAUUCCUUGGGGGCACAUUGACAUUUCUGAUUUGCUCCAUUGAAAGAUAGCUGAUGUAGAACAUCACUGGGGUGGGAAGGGGGGGGCGGCGCAGUGAGGAUAGGUGUUGGGGGGACAUCAUACAGUUAAAAUCGGGUGCAGUCCAGCUUUGCAGAAUCAAACACAAGGUUCUGAGGAAGUUGUCACUGGACCCGAAACAUUAACUCUAUUUUCUCCUCCACAGAUGCAGCGAGACCCGCUGAGCUUUUCCAGCAACUUCUGUUUUUGUUCCCGAUUUACAGCAUCCACAGUUCUUUUGGUUUUUAUUUUGUGGAAUCAAAGGCUAGUUGUGACUGAACCCCUUAUGGAGGUAAAAAGCUAAAACAGGGUCGGCAAUGUUAGACUCACUUUGGGGUCUGAAUUGAGCGAGCACUAUCCUGCCAGAAUGCCCACCAUGAUCCAGAAAAGUGCCCCUCCCCACACACACUUGGUCGAGGGCAUGGACCCCCGUUUAAUUAGGGGAGAGGGUGGGCAAUGAGACUGUGCACCAUUGAUGAACCCUUCAUUAAGCGUUCAUCCUGUACAAAAAGACUGGGACCUUGAGCGUGGGUGUAGACAGAAAUCAUCCCGAAACGCAGUUUGGGACCGAAAGCCAAGGCCCUAAAUCAAGGGGCAGCACCCAUUGUCUUAGAAGAUAUUGGAGAUAAUCACUUGAGCUCUACUGAUCCUGAAUACAUAUCCCUAUGGGUCUUGUUUAUGUUGGGAGGGGGAGUGGGUCAGUCGGUGAAAAUAUACUGUGUAAAUUUCUGUUAAAUUCUUCAACGCAGCAGAAGUGAAUCUUGUGAAGCAGUCUUACGUAUGCUUGCAGUUUGUUGGCGUUUUACAGUUGUCACGGCAAUUCAUAUACCCUCUCUGGCAUGGUUCUCCAUGCACACCAACUCCCCCCCCCCACCCCGCGAGCACAACAACCUUGUUUUUGGCCCCUGCAGCCCCUCCUGGAUCUCCCAGCCCAACCCUGACCCAUCUCUCCCCACUCUCUCCACCAAACCAUAACUAAUAUGGUGGCAGCAAUACCUCGGGCCCGGGCCUAUGAGUAGCAGUGACCAGUUGGAGAGACUGCUCUCCACAGCACCAUUGUGGUGAUAUUGUGAAUUGAAGCACAUUCCUACACAUAUAACACACGUUGUACACUAAGCUGGCUUGCUCCAAAUGGUAGGCUGGAUUCUGGCCUCCAUGACCUGGGAAACAAAUGAAUGCCCUGGCCAAAACAAAACCAAACAGGAUAUACUGCGUGCCAGAAACACCCCUAAUCACCAACAUUUCCAUAGCGUCUCGAUCGAUUAGAAAACCAAAGCAGGGAUCUGCUGCAGGCAAAUGACCUGAUUGCUUUUUCUCUUUACAUAUGGCACAUCGUCCAGGUGCUGCUUCGCAAUAUGAGACAGAAACACCUAACCCAAAUGUACCCGCUCCUAGACCUGCUCCUCCUUUCCAAGACACCCUCACCUUCCCUGAAAGGCUGAUGCUUGAAGGACAAACUUAAAAACUAACUGUUAUGAACUGCUGUGUACUUUGGAGUUGAGAAUUAUUGGAUUAAAUUGUGUCUUCAGCCUGUUUUAAAUUAAGAGAAGGAGGGGAACGAAAGAAAAAUUCACAACAGUGAUUCUUUGCGCAAUGUUUAUAGUCACAUUUUUAGUAUAUUUUUUUGUCACUUAAAGUAUAUUUAUUGGUGCUACUGUCUCUCUGUUCAUAAUUGUUAAAAGAAUACUGUUUAAAUAUUAACAAUAUUAUUUUGUGUAGUUAAUUAUUCCGUAG
Molecule: messenger RNA, 4456 nt
Organism: Stegostoma tigrinum
Lineage: Eukaryota; Metazoa; Chordata; Chondrichthyes; Orectolobiformes; Stegostomatidae
Gene: vegfab
Product: vascular endothelial growth factor Ab
Exons: 8
Coding region: 718-1356 (212 amino acids)
Biological process (GO): vascular endothelial growth factor signaling pathway; positive regulation of angiogenesis; sprouting angiogenesis
Cellular component (GO): membrane
Molecular function (GO): vascular endothelial growth factor receptor 1 binding; chemoattractant activity; heparin binding
Source: RefSeq, a predicted model, not a curated record